AUGCGGCACGACACUGACCAUGAGGACAUCUUCCGACAGGAAAGCACCUUUCAUUAUCUCUUCGGAGUCAGGGAACCAGGCUACCUAGGCUGUAUAGAUGUCGAGUCUGGCAAGGCCACCAUUUUCGCACCAAGAUUACCUCAGGAGUACGAAUUGUGGAUGGGAAAGAUUUUGGAUGCUGAUGAUAUUCAAGAACAUUACGGUGUUGAGGAGGUGGUCUAUGUUGACGAAAUCGCUUCCUGGUUUGAAGGCCGUGCGCCUUCGGCAGUCUAUGUGCAACGGGGAAAAAAUUCAGAUAGCGGUACCGAGGUGCAACCUGCCAGCUUCGAGGGUUUGGAUCAGUACCAGGUCAAUGAGGAGGCCUUACACACUGUAGUUUACGAGACCCGCGCAAGAAAGAACGAUGAGGAGAUCAGGCUGCUACGCUAUGUGAAUCGGAUCUCCUCAGAUGCACACAUUGCAAUGAUGCGAGGUGCUCGCCCUGGGCUGAUGGAGUAUCAGUUGGAGAGCACCUUCGCAUACGGCUGCCACUACAAUGGAGGUGCGCGGCUCUUGUCCUACACGCCCAUUGCAGGGUCAGGGCCCAAUUCGGCCGUUCUGCACUAUGGUCAUGCGGGCGCUCCAAAUGACCGGAAACUCGAGGAUGGUGACAUCGUUCUGUGUGAUAUGGGCUGUGAACUGUAUUGCUAUGCCUCUGACAUUACCAACUCAUUUCCAGCAAAUGGACAAUUUUCUGCGGAUCAGAAACUGAUCUUUGAGACCGUGGCUGCCAUGCAGACAGCAGUGCUGAGUGCCAUGAAGCCAAAAGUUGCUUGGGCUGAUAUGCAUGAGCUUGCCUACAGAGUAAUGUGUGAACGCCUAGAGGCCGCUGGUUUGUUGGUGGGCGACGUGGACGAGAUGAUGAAGGUCAACGUGGGUGGAGUCUUGAUGCCCCAUGGCCUUGGUCACUUCAUGGGCAUCGAUACCCAUGAUGUGGGAGGCUAUCCCAAAGAAUCCCAACGUGAUGGCCGUGAUGGCUUCAAAGCUUUGCGGCUGCAACGGCUCCUGGAGCCUGGUUUUGUCCUGACCGUUGAGCCUGGAGUCUAUUUCAUGGAUUAUGCCCUCAAGAAGGCCAAAGAGGAUCCAGAGCUCCGGAGAUUUUUCAACUGGCAGCGGCUCCAGGACUUCGAGGGCUUCGGAGGCAUCCGCUUGGAGGACAACGUCCUGGUUACCGAGGAUGGCAUUGAGAACUUUACGGUGGCGCCAAGGACGGUGGACGAGGUGGAAGCUGUGAUGCGAGGGGAGAUCGCAGAUUCGGUGGCGUUAAUCGCUUGGAGGGAUGAACGGCAAGAGCAGGGACAGCUUGAAGAGGAGUAUGCCUGA
Cladocopium goreaui is the source of this 1362-nucleotide messenger RNA. Lineage: Eukaryota; Dinophyceae; Suessiales; Symbiodiniaceae. The record is from the annotation of a GenBank genome assembly.